This is a messenger RNA of Bolinopsis microptera, 3848 nucleotides long. RefSeq lists its product as uncharacterized. Bases 4 to 2982 code for a protein of 992 amino acids. Lineage: Eukaryota; Metazoa; Ctenophora; Tentaculata; Lobata; Bolinopsidae. The record is from RefSeq and is a predicted model, not a curated record. The transcript has 4 exons.
GAAAUGUCUGAACGUUCAGAGGAGUCAAUCGGUUUGUGUCUCUCAGAGGACAAAAGCAGACUCACUCUAUCUGAUGAAACGGGAGAAGCUAAGACAAACAAAUCCAUAUCUGUUGAAAGUUUAUCCUUGACUAAAAUUUCAGCUGCCAAUACUGGUAUUUUCACUUCAGAGCACCAGCCAGUCUUUAUCACAGUACCAUAUGACGAAGACCAAGAAAGACCUACUAAGAUGUUAGAAAACCCUCCUAAUUUUCUGUCAGUGUCACAUCACAACACCUCAACCAGUGGAGUCACACCAAGUGCUACUGCUACCACUCUGGAGGGAACUCUUGAUGAUAUUCCUGAUUUUCAGGAGAUGCUUCCUCUAACCUCUGUUGUUGUGACCAAAAAAGAUCAAGAUGUAGAUGAAAGUGUAACCCCGGAAAGUUCUCCAGCGAAAGACUCUAAUUACAAUCAGUCCUUAUCUCCGCCAUCUGGCCUACUGUUGAACACAAAAGAAAAGUUGCUUACAUCAGAAGCAAGGUUUAUGCAAGAGGUUAAGCGACAGAAUACUACCAAACCAACAUCGUCUAUUAAAUCGUUUGCUUCUAACACAGCCCCCAAAACAUCAACAUCAGGAAUAACAGUUGUUGAAGUUAAACCUCCCAGAAAACCAGAUGGAAGAGUAACAGGGAGCGAUGUAAGCAGACAAACUAAUCCUGAACAUUCUAUUGGAUCCAUCAAGUCUGACACAAUGGGAGAUUUUUCUGCUUCUGUUUCCAACUCUAGUUUCUCUACUUCUAGUAGGCCCAGUGAUAUGACUGUUUUCAAGACUUUUAAUCCAGACUGGCCAGUAAGAGAGAAGCCAUUUCUAUUGCAUAUGCCAAAUUUGGAGGAUACUGAGAAUAACAGCACUUCUCACGGCCACCGACGUCCAAGAAAAGUUCUCGGUAAUAUGAAUACGUCAAGUAAUAAUCAGAAAACAAAAUCUACUAAAAAUUGGAAAGCUUUGGAGAGUAAAAGUCGUUCUGUCGAUACGAGAACUCCAACUCCAUCCAAUAACAGUGAUUCUAGCUUAUCUUACGAAGCAGCAUCUAAAAAACGAAGGAAGAAACAAGUUGUUAACUACAUGAACGAAAACGGUAUAAAACAGAUAGUAAAGGAAGAAAUGACAGCUGUUGUUAGUAUGCAAAAUGAGAUUUGGCAUAAAAUUUUAGAUUCUUUCGUCGACAAAGCAUUAAAGGGCAAUGAGAACCAUGUUCAAAGUGAGGCUCCUCGUGUGAAACCAUCUCAAUCAGGAAUGGUCAUGCUCCAGUUACCCAAGGAUGAACCAGAACCAUACACUUUCUAUAAGCCACUUAAAAUCCCAAUUUUUAAGUCAGGUGACGAGGCGACUAGACAGGGUCCUAUGUUUCUGCAAUUGCCUACAGAAGAAGAUGAAAUAGAUGAAAAGGUGGCUCCACUCAGUAUCAAAAUUGAACAAAAAACUAGCUCUGAAGAAGUUGUCGCACCAGUUCCAGCUGCAUCACACCUUGAUGUUUCUGUUCAAACCAGCAACUCUGUUGCACAAACACCAGAGUGUGUAGAAGUGGGUGUGCAGCCUGAUUUAGAAAUUGAAAUCACACAACCCUCUAAACAACCCUCUAAACAUGAAACAAACCCAGUUCACGGAUCUGAAAAUCUUCCAAUAAAGCAAAACUUGAUGAAACCUCUUAGUGAGAAUCUAGAAUAUCAGAAGACUGUAAAUAAACAGGAAAUACCUCUAAAAGUUAUGGAGGAAUGCAAGAUGUUGCUUGAGAGAAUCCAGAAUUCAGCAAAUGAGCUCAAAGCAAUUAGAAAAGACAACACGGUAUCACGUAAAGCCACGGCUGAAACUCCCGAGGAGCAGUCAUUUGUUCCCAGCAAAGAAGAAAAACAGUCAUAUAUCAAAUCGAAGCAUGAAAUAUUCUUGGAAAAAUUUUUCGAUGAAGAACCAAGCAAAAAGAAGGGAAAAGCAAACAGGUUUAUAGACAUAGUAGAUCUUCCUCAAAGCACUACUAACUCAGGUCAUUUCGACUUAUUGAGAAGAACAUCUCUUACAAGAAAACCGGAAUCAGAAUUCCUUCAUAUAACUGAUAUAAGUGAUCCCAGAAAGACCCAUAGUGUAGAUAAGCGUCUCAAAGUUGAAAGAGGUCAUGGUGCAAGGGCGUCUAAAAAAGAAUUGCAACAUAAAAAGAAGGGAAAAGAUAAAAAACCUGAUAAAAUCGACGGUGGACUAAGAACCAAAGACGUAUUUGCUCCCAAAAGAGAAAUUCCAAGAAGUCUAGAACUAAACGUAGAGUCACCUAGAUCUCGUAAAUCUUCAGCGGUUGAUGAGCCAGCUAGCCCCUCAGCUCACUCAAAGAGAUCAGACGAUGAUCUAAUUCCUGAAGCUCCUCCUUCACCUGGCGAGGUGGCUGACUACAAGUCCCAAUCUAUGUCGUCAAUUGGUAAAUAUCUGUCACAGAAAGACGACGAAGAAAUCUCAGUGUCUGAUAAAACAAUUGAGAAUGAAGAACCAAUGUCUGAAGAACCAAUGUUUGAAGAGGGGGAUACUUUAUCUUCACAACCUUGUAAAUCACCUGAUUUCAUUCUUGAGGCUAGAAAUCACUCCACUCCGCAAAAGGAAAUUCCUGAACGCCACACAGCACCAGCAAGCGAGGUAGAAUCAAGAGUUUCCUCAGAGUCUUAUCAGCCAAAACCGAUCGACCCUACCCAGUUCAGUCGAUACAUUGAAGACAACCUGUCAAAAAUAAAGCAAGCUUACAGCGAAAGUCAACAGAAAGAAGUCGACAGAACAAAGAAGAUCAACAUGCUCCUCCAAAAUCGGGGCACCGUUCAAAGUGCUGCCAAAUCCACAUCCAAUGUUACUCGACCAACUCCAAUCCGUCCGUCACCCCGGCUCAAAUCAGAAACAGUAACUCUGAUAAAAGCUCCCAAAUUUAUCAUGAGCAGAGACCCACCCAGCCAGAUGAAUCCCUGCUGAUACGACCCAGCAGUAAAGCAUCUGGUGUGAGCAGCGAUACGUCACUCCCUACCAACACUGACGAUUUAUUGAGAGCGGCACUUGAUAGUGAUAGUACCAUGCCACCAGAGCCAAGACCAACUAAGCUUGCUGCGGAAAAACCCAGAAAACAGAUCAGUAAAAAGAAGACUGCACAUAAUCAUGAUAAAAAGGAAUUGGAGAUGUGGACAGAAGAAAAGCGAAAAGCAAGAAUGUUGGAGUUUAAGAAAGAACAAGAUGAAAAGAGAAAGCAAGAAUCUCGACCUUAUCAGAAACCAAAAACCCAACCUACACCUCCGAGGAAUGAGUUCGACAGAAAAGCAGCUAUACUAAGAAGACUCAAUGUGGCUGAGGAACUGUUCAAUGACAUACAAAAGACACCUAAACCUGUGGUAGCAAAGUCAGGACCAUUUAAAGAUAGAACAACAGAGUGGGUACAUGGACUUAACAUAGAGGAGUUUGACUCGAUACACUCACAAGCUUUUACAUCUGAGCGUGGUGCCUCAGAAAUAACCGAGGGCAUUUCUCUACCUUGAAAGCUUGUUGUGACUAACACUUCAAUAGUGAAAUCUAUUAGUUAUUGUAAUGUUUUAUUCUGAUAAUGUCUAGCAUAUGUGAUUUUGAAUCUCUGUCGAAAAUUUUAUUAAAGUAUUUAUGUCCGUCGCUUUGGUACUGAUUAUUGGUAUGUUAACAUAAUGUAAAUUUUGUUUUGACUAUCUAUACGAUUGAGAAGAUGGCUUGUUAUCGAGUGUUUACUGUUUAAUGUUUACUGUGACAAGAUAAAGUUAUGUAUUUCUUCUGAAUUUGUAAUUGACUUAAGUGUAUUCAGUUGUAAGAAAGUAUUUAAA